Molecule: messenger RNA, 4506 nt
Organism: Scleropages formosus (Asian bonytongue)
Lineage: Eukaryota; Metazoa; Chordata; Actinopteri; Osteoglossiformes; Osteoglossidae
Product: calmodulin-regulated spectrin-associated protein 3-like
Exons: 19
Coding region: 116-4495 (1459 amino acids)
Biological process (GO): negative regulation of microtubule depolymerization; neuron projection development; cytoplasmic microtubule organization
Cellular component (GO): microtubule minus-end
Molecular function (GO): microtubule minus-end binding; spectrin binding; calmodulin binding
Source: RefSeq, a predicted model, not a curated record
GGCUCCGCGGGGCGGGGCUCUGUGACGGCCGUUCUUCGCACCCAUUGAUGCUCAGCCAGCACCGCAGGAGCUCAUCUGAGGCCCACCGUGUGGGCAGACAUCUGUCUGAGGUUUCAUGGUAAAAAGGAGGAAAAAUGUCCUCCUCGUCCCUGCUGCUGGACCCAGGAUGGUGUUUGCUUCGUUCAGGAUGAGCGGUUCGAUGCAGAUCUUCUCAGAGCUCCUCUGCCGGUCUCCGUGUCCACCUGCUGUCCUCCACCUCCUCCUCCAUCUCUUCCAUCUCCUCCCCCCCCCCCCUCCUCCUCCUCCUCCUCCUCCAUCUCCAUCUCCAUCUCCAGCCCCGGUGGCGCACAGCUCUGCCAUGGUGGACUCCGGUGCCAUGAGGAGGACCUUCCCGGUGCCGGAGAUCAAGCCCCUGGAUCAGUACGACUUCAGCCGGGCCAAGAUCUGCGCCAGUGUCGGGUGGCUGCUGACCACGGCGUACGGGGGACCGGAAAAUGUACCUGUGGAGCUCCAGGAGCCCUUCUACCGUGAUCAGUAUGAGCAGGAGCAUGUUAAGCCUCCUGUCACAGGUGUCCUGGUGUCUGCUGAGCUCUACUGCCGUGUCUAUGGGCUUCUGUUGGGAGUGGCACCUCCUAGGGACAGCUGUGCCCUGUUACAGCUCCUGGUUCAGAAAGGCAUGACUCUGAGAGACCAAGAUGUCAUAGUGACAGAAGCCCAUCUCCAGCUUAUACCCAUCAGGAUGGGCGCUCACCUGGCUGUGAUCGAUGCGCUAAUGUCACUGGGUGCGAUGACGACGGUGAGCAAAGUGGCAAUGCCAGCUGGCCUGGAGCAGCUGGGAGGCAGAUCUGACUGGGAGAAUGCAGUACUCUACUGGAUUAACAGGCUGAUACAGAAGCUGAAGGAGAAUGUGGAGGGAGAAGUGGUCCAGAGGUCUCAGCCCAGCACUGACCUGCAGCCUGUCCAGCCUUCUUGUCCCACCCGCUGGUACUGGAAGCUCGUCCCUCAUGCCAUCGCUUUUUGUUUGAAGGAGUCGGGGAAUAAGCCACCUGUGAUUCGCUACAGAAAGGACAAGAUGCUGCCCAAGCAAACGCCCAUGUUUCCGCUGGUAACCAGCAUAAAGGACCUGUCCAAUGGCUGCGCAAUAGCCGCAGUUGUCCACUACUACUGCCCACAUCUACUGCGACUGGAAGAUGUGUGUUUGAAGGACACCAUGUCUGUGGCAGACAGUCUGUACAACCUGCAGCUCAUCCGGGACUUCUGUGUAAACACCCGGAAGUGCUACUGCCCCCUGGCAUUGGAGGACCUGUUGUACGCGCCACCGGCACUCUGGGUGAACAUCAUGAGCUUCAUGGCAGAGCUGCUGGGAUGGUUUGAAGUGCACAAGCCUGAGUUUGUUCAACCACGGGAGCCUCUUGAUCUAACUGACCCAUCAGGAUUGGUUAGCUGCACAACCCCGACUAGUGGAAACAGCAACAGUGCAUCUCCCUCCUUCAUCUUCAAGCAGCCUUUUGUGCCCGUCUCCUCUCCUGUGUCCCCUGGAGCUAUGGCAGAAGGUGUUGGGAGACCAUGGACCAAGAAACAUAUCAGCCGGCCGCUCUCUGCCGUGUCAUUCAGCAUCCCCUUCGGCCUGGACAGCGAUGUUGACAUAGUCAUGGGCAACCCGGUGGGGGCCAUUAUUCGCUCAACGAGUACAGAUAGCUUGGCCUCAGCUGUUCCUGCCAUGAGUCGCGCCCCCUACACACCCCCAGAAGACCUGAGCCACCUGCUGAAGGGAGUCCCUGUGCCCAUUCCCAAAGGGCUCUUAGGGUCUGCGGAGAAUGAACUGGUGGAUGCAAGCACUAUGGAAGAGGCCUUCCAGGUCAUUCAAAGCAAGGGAAAAUUAGAGCCCCGGCUUCGGCCAGAGGGGGCCCCAGAUGGCUUCUACCUGCACUCCCCUGAGGAUGAUAGCUGCCCUGCCAGGCUCAGCAGCUCUGCCCCCACACGGACUGGGAUGCUUUACCGGACACGAGGCCAGAAGCGAGAGCACCGUGGCAAACACAACUCUGAGUUACGGAACGAUAAUCUAGCGCUGAGGGUUGGUAGAGAUGCCACUGAAGGCUUCGUGACAGUGCACUCCACUCCAACAACACCUGCCAGCACCCCGCUGAAAAAGGGCCAGCUGGAAUGCAGUAUGAAGAUGACCAGCUUUGCAGAGCUCAAGAAGAAGAUAGUGCCUGACACACCCCCUAGUGAGGCUCCUUCCCCACCGAUGACCACUUGGGUUCAAAGAUCAGAGGAGAGCCCCAGCAAGAGUCCUGCCCUCAGCACGGAGAUGUCGGAGCUUGGUGCUCAGCUAGAGGAGAAGCGCAAGUCCAUCGAAGCACAGAAGCAACGAAUUGAGGCCAUCUUUGCCAAACACCGGCAGCGUCUGGGUAACAGUGCCUUCCUGCAGCUCCAGAAACAACAGUGUGGCAGCGGAGCAACAGAGGUUGGUGGAACAGCAGAGCCCAGUGGGGCACCAGAGCCCGAUGGUUCUGACCAGGCCAAAACUGGUGCCUUGCCCACAGAGAAGGAGACCAAGAGGCUGGAAGAGCGAUUGCCAUGCAGUGGUGGUGAGGAAACCAGCAAUAAGCCACCACCCAAGCUGGAGAAACAAGUGACCUUCUCCAAAGAGACACAGGUGGGGGAGAAAGGGGUCGUGCCGUUGGACGAGUACAACGAUGCCGUGUUCAAACUGAAUGAGGCCCUCAGCUCCCUGCAGAGUGACAUGCAGCGUCUCUCCGAGCAGCAGAAACGCCUGAUGAGUAAGAAGGGGGCACCAUCCUCUCGCGCUUGGGUCAUCCCUGCCGGACGUACUCCUCCACGUCUUUCUCACGAGUCCUCCAGGGACCUUCCGUCUACCUCGUCUUCUCCCUCUCCAUCCCGCAAGGCCUCCAGCCGUGUCUCAAACUCGCCUAAGUCCGCCCAAGUGUCCACCUGCCGGACCCAGUCUGCACCUGCCAAGAGUCCUCGGCACCAGCAGCAACAAACCCGUCCACUGGAUCUAAAAUUCCCGCCCCUCACCCGGGUGCUCACUCCUCCACAGAAUGUGGACACCCUGCCCCAUCUGCGCAAGGUGUCUCCCAGCCAGUGCCAGGUCCAAACCUGCUCUUCUUUCAGCAUUGGGGACCCGCCGUCACCUCUGCCGAUGGAAGACAUCUCCUCAGAGACGUGCUCCAGUGAGGACCACACCAUCUUCAGCCUGGACCUGGAGGACAGUACACCGCUGGUCCUAACCAGCCAGGAGCAGCCGAGCUCAGGGGCGCCCUCAGACUGCUCUCUCGAGAGUGAUGUCAUGGGAGCCUUGAGCGGCCCCCACACCAGCAGCCUCAUAGAGGUCUCAGUGUCCUCACUGCAGGGGCCCAGAGGGGAUGAGGGGCUCCACAUCUCGUCUAGCUCUUUAAGCAGCCAGUCGGACCCAGAAGGGAAGGCUGGGCUCGCAUUCUACCACAAGGAGGACGAGCCGAGGUCGGAGGGAGACAUGGCCCAGCGGAGAGCAGCGCUGCUCCAGAAGCAGCAGAGAAGAGCGGAGGAGCUGAAGAGACGGAGACAGGAGUCACCAUGGGAGCGGGACGCCAGACCACUGUCCGUGGAGGAGCCGAGACCCCGGUGGGUUGAGGAGCGAGCUGCGCCCCUGCGCCCGCCUCAGCGACGAGGAGAAUUCACGCGGCAAGAGUAUGAGCGAAGGCAGCAGCUGAAGCUCAUGGAGGACCUGGAGAAGGUGCUGCGGCAGCGGCCACCUGCCUCGCGUGGAGCCAAGAAGCAGAGGCCCAAGACGGAGUUUCGGGACGACUCGGGACUGUCUCGCAGCCCUGCCAAGGGAUUCAUGGGAUCAAAGCUCACUAAGAUUUACUCCCAGUCCAGUCUCAACCUUUCCUCCAUGGCCAACGAUUCUGGAAAUGGCUGCAACUCCCCCAAAGCAAAGAAUUCCCCCAGCCAAUCUCAGUCGCCAGCAAGAUUGAUGUCACCCUGUCGUCCAGCUAAUCAGAAUGGAGAAAAGGAUGGUGAAAAUGGUUCCCCUGCCUCCUCUCCUGCCUCCAUCCCAGAAUACACUGGCCCUAAGCUGUUUAAAGAGCCCAGCUUCAAGUCCAACAAAUUCAUAAUUCACAACGCACUCUCACGGUGCUGCCUGGCUGGGAAAGUCAAUGAACCGCAGAAGAACAAGAUCAUGGAGGAGAUGGAGAAGAGCACAGCAAACCACUUCCUGAUCCUCUUUCGGGACUCCAGCUGCCAGUUCCGUGCCGUCUACACCAUGAACCCCGAGACGGAGGAGCUGGUACGUCUGGCAGGAACAGGCCCCCGGGCGGUGAGCUCCUCCGUGGUAGAAUCCAUGUUCAAGUACAGUUCAGACCGUAAGCAGUUCACAGCCAUCCCGUCGAAGACUAUGUCCAUGAGCGUGGACGCCUUUACCAUCCCGGCCCACCUGUGGCAGAGCAAGCGGCCUGGCACGCCAAAGAAACCCAGCACCCCCAAAUAGACAGUGUUGUC